GGGGGGCUGGGAGCGGGGAUGGGGGCAGGGAGCGGGGAGCCCGGUCGCCUGGGGUCUCUGGAUACUACAGGGCUGCGAGCAGGCGAGCCUGGUUGCCCGGGUUUACGCUCCUGCCCCGCACUAACUGUGCUCCCCCCCACUGUGCCAGCAGGCAGUGGCGAUGGGGGUGGGGGCUCCCCCGGCCCCCCUGGGCUUCAGCCUCGGCCUCCUCCUCCUCCUGGGCUUGGCCAGAGCAGGGGGUGCCUACAAGCCGGUCAUCGUGGUGCAUGGCCUCUUCGACAGCCCGGCCGACUUCCAGCACCUGCUGGGCUUCAUCAACGAGACACACCCAGGCACCAACGUGACAGUGGUUGACCUGUUUGACCGCAGCGAGAGCCUCCGGCCGCUCUGGCUCCAGGUCGAAGGUUUCCGCCAUGCCAUCGCCCCCAUCAUGGCCAACGCAGCUGACGGCGUCCACCUGCUCUGCUACUCCCAAGGGGGCCUCAUCUGCCGGGCGCUGCUGUGCACAAUGCCAGAGCACAACGUGGACACCUUCAUCUCCCUCUCGGCCCCACAGAUGGGGCAGUAUGGUGACACUGUCUACCUGAAGUGGUUGUUCCCCCAGCACAUGAAGACCAACAUCUACCGCAUCUGCUACACACAGCUGGGCCAGGAUGUCUCCAUCUGCAACUACUGGAACGCCCCUCACUCUCAACCUGCAGCCCCCCUGGCCCCCUGGCUGGGGCUCCAAGAGGGGGAUGCCCUUCCUGCCCUCCUGUAAUUGCUCCCUUCCCCUGGCAUCUCCUCAGCCUGGAAGAGGAACCUGCUGCGGAUCCAGAACAUGGUUCUCAUCGGGGGGCCCGAUGACGGUGUCAUCACGCCCUGGCAGUCCAGCCUCUUCGCCUUCUACGACACUAAUGAGACGGUGACAGACAUGCGGGCACAGCCGGUCUACCUGCGUGAUGCCUUUGGGCUGAAGACCCUGGACGGGCGCAGCAGCAUCCAUACUUGCCUAGUGCCUGGCAUGGGCCAUGUGGCCUGGCACAACUCCCGGCGCGUCUACAGCACCUGCAUCCAGCCCUGGCUCACGUAGCCCUGCCCGGACGCCUGGGUCCUCCAGCAGGGGAGGGGGCUGGCAGCCCGGAUGCCUGGGUUCUCCAGGAGGGGAGCGAGGCCUGGAGACAAGGACUCCUGGGUUCUCUGGGACAGGACGGGGGGCUCGGGGUGAGAACAGGGAGGGCUAGGAGUCCAGACGACUGGGUUCUCAGCCAUGUUGACAGUGGGGGUGGGGGGCUGGGGCUGGCUUGUGGGGGCUGUGGCUUGUGGGGGGCUUUAAGGGGGCAACUGGAGCUUGGACCCCCCCCAGUAUUAACCCUUCCCUGUCCAAUAUCCCCCCUCCCUAUUCCAUGCACACACUCAGGGAUUUGGGGGGGCCUUUCCUUGACCCCCCCAAAAUGGAGCCCCCAUUGGCUCAGGGGUGGGGGGGAGCCAUAGCCGUACCCCCCAGGACAAGGCUGGGGGUGUACAGCUGGGUUGGGGGUACAAGGGGCCCCACCCCCCAGUCCCACACUCUGGGGGUCCCAGCCCCCACAGGCAGGGGAGGUGCCAGGCAGCUUGGGGAGGCACCUGGGCUCUUUGGGGGUUUAGCUUUGCAGGUGGGGGGAGCCUGGCUGGACAUGGGGGGCUCCUGGGAGUCCCUGGCUUCUUUGGGGUACUAUAGUUGACAGGAGCUGCAGAGGCUCUGCUGCUUUGGGGAGUCAUGGUCACAUGAUUUCAGGGUUCAGGGCUGGAUUUGGGGUGACUCGGGGUCAGUCCUGGGAGGCCUUGGCAGAUGCGGGGGACAGUAUUUGGGGGUUCGAUCCCCCAGCAUGAGUAUUGAGGUUCCCCUUACUGUUUACAUGCCCCGCAAGGCAUAACUGCCCCUCCCCCAAUUUGGGGGUGCAGUGUUAUUUUAGGGGGGCUCAGUGUUACCUCUCCCCACCCCAACAUGCGCUGUAUUUAUAGAAUAAAGUGAUUUAUUCCCUAAUUGCCGGCAUCUGCAUGUCCUUC
This is a messenger RNA of Alligator sinensis (Chinese alligator), 2028 nucleotides long. RefSeq names its product palmitoyl-protein thioesterase 2 (gene PPT2). The record is from RefSeq and is a predicted model, not a curated record. Gene Ontology annotation, molecular function: thiolester hydrolase activity. Gene Ontology annotation, cellular component: lysosome. NCBI's taxonomy places the organism in Eukaryota, Metazoa, Chordata, Crocodylia, Alligatoridae. The transcript has 7 exons.